CACACAGCUGUGACUGAACUUUGUCCUCCUUCCAGAUAGCAAAACAACAGGCAGAGUAUAAAAGGGGGGAGCAGUGGGGGAAGAGACUUGUUUUUCAAGGAGUUGCAGCAAAGAAGAACUGAGCAGAGGGAAGGAAACUUUCAAACCAAAGGAUUGGGGCAGUGAGGAGGCACCACAGGGAUGUGGGCGUGCCUCAGCCUGCUCCUCACUCUCUGCCUGCUCCAUGGGGGCGGGGCAGAGAGUGAGGGGGGUGGGCCAGGGUGUCAGCUGCCAGCAGCCUGGUCGAUAGGGGAGGUGGAGCCAAUGAAAGGUGCCACGGGUCACGUGACAGUGGUGGCACUUUUACAGGCCAGCUGACUGUUCUGCUUGGUGCAGGCUUCCAGAAUGGAUGGCCUGCGCCAGAAGCUGGAGGAUCAGGGUUUGAAGGAUGUGAUCUACAUGGUCAUUAACCACCAGGGGGAGCAAUCACAGCGCCUGCACACCAUGCUGAAACAAAGGCUGUCAGAGAACAUCACACUGUACAAACAGGAUGAGCAACAGCCUGAUGUCUGGCAGACACUGAACGGAGAGAAAGAUGAUUUUCUCAUUUAUGACAGGUGUGGCCGUCUCACUCGCCACAUUUCACUCCCAUACUCUAUCAUUGGACAAGGUCAUAUUGAGGGUGCGAUCAAAGAUACCUACUGCAAACGCAUAUGUGGGGACUGCACACAUGAGAGCACUGAGACCCCAGAGGAAUGCAAAGGUAAAGCAGAUGCACAGCCUGACGCAGAUGGUACCCCAGCUGUAGAGGAAGGCACUGGACAUGAUCAGGGGCAUGGUCACCAUCAUGGACAUCACCACGGUCAUGGCCAUGGCCACCAUGGGGAUAAUCAUGAUUUUCACCCCCGUGGCUCUGGCCAUGGCCAUGAUCACAAUCAUGGCCAACAUCAUAGAGAUCAUGAUGGCACUGGCCAUGGCCAUGACCAUGGACACAGUCAAAGUCAGCAAAUUCUUAGACCACACGGGCAUGGACAUGAUGGUGGGGUGUCUCAAAGGCAACAACAUGCAGAUGUAGGCCAGACGCAGCAAGCAGUGCACAUGCACCAGAUGUCACAGGAGGCCCAUGGAGGCCCUGUGAGGCCUUGAGUACAAGAGAGGGUGAGGUGAAAGUUAAAGCACAGCUGACAGUGGACAGCAGGCUCUGACAAUGAAGCCUCUCCUAAGGUCAGCUGAUGCUGACACUGACGCAGGCUGUUUGGCGAUGCAAGGAGUGAGCAGCCGGUUGGUCUCUGACACUGUGAUGAGGCGCUGCCCGCCUCCUGACAGUGACACGGACUGAUAGGCAAUGCAGCCAAUAAUGUUAGGGAAACCUGACAGUGACGCUCGUACCCUGCUAGCUGACAGCAGCCUCAGCCAGCACAAUGAGCCUGACCCCCAGGUGUUGUGAGCUGAGGAUGAGAGCAGCUGUAAGCUGGCUCUGAUAUCAGCCUCAUUUUAACAUCAGCCAGCAACACCAGGGCCAAGCGCUCUUUUUUACCAACAAGUAUUACCCUGGGAAAGGACAGGGCAGUCCCUGACAGCAUGGAUGUGGGAUAGAUGAACAGGUGGAGUCCAACAUUGCACUCAUAAAGAAAAUAAGGUAGAUAAUCACAUCAACCAAAGCAUGUAUUGGUAACUUGUUAAAUUUGACAACAGACAUGCAAAUAAUUUGAUUGUGCCUUAAAACAUACAUGCUGUCUUUCACCUGUCUCAGCAUGUCUGUCAGUGGGUUGCUCUCAUCCUUUCUCAGGAGUGUAUAGGGUUGUCAUGUUUAUAAAUUGCCUCCUCCAUUUUGCUCUCUCCAUCCUUUAUGAAACCAGACGCAGAAACUACGCUCUAGUGGCGUCUGUAUGAAGUCAGGCAGGAGAGAGGGGAGAGGGUAGUCUAGGAACAUGAUAAGCUUUUAAAUUCAGUAUGAGAGGAUAUUUCAGGAAACAAAAAAUGUGAUAGAAUCAACAAAUAUUGCAAAAAUGGAAUAGAAUAAGAGAAGAUAACAUUACAGCACAUUAGAAUCUGUGAAUUAGGUAAUCACCAAAAAUCUUUGAUGAAGUUAAUAGUUAAUGCUUCAUUUUUGUUGGGGAAACCUGAAAGCACUGGCCCCAUUACUGGGAAACAAAGUCCUAAAAACAUGUAAAAGCACACCUAAGAAAGUUUGUACCAGUGAUGUGUUUGUCCGUAGGGCAUGCUAUUGAUCAUUGUUCUUUAGCACAUAUAAUAGCAGUAACUGCCAUGAAUCACUUUCUCUUUUUUUGUACUUGGUGAUGAAGUCCACAAGCUUAAACAUUUCUCAGGUGUAGCUUUUUCCACUUCCAACAUGCACAUUUUGAAUGUUGAAGUAUUUGGCAUUCCUGUAUUUUUUGUUUGCAUUUACUAGAUUUGCUAUGUAGGCUGCAAAUUGGACAUUUAUACAAGGCUUGUUUAAAAAAAAAAAAUACAUGGCUCUUUUGUUUAGAAAAAAGGCAGAGAGAAAACGAGAGUGAAGCAAAGAAUAAGUGUUGGAAGACACUCUGUACUAAAUGAUGGUUUCUGUGGGAAGAUAACAGUCACCCUGAAAACCUGAUGCUUGCACAGAGAACUGUCUUGCUUUAAAGUUGUCACACAUGGGAAAUGAGAGUUGAAUAAAGAUGGUUGAGCUUC
Molecule: messenger RNA, 2655 nt
Organism: Toxotes jaculatrix (banded archerfish)
Lineage: Eukaryota; Metazoa; Chordata; Actinopteri; Toxotidae
Gene: selenop
Product: selenoprotein P
Exons: 5
Biological process (GO): selenium compound metabolic process
Cellular component (GO): extracellular region
Molecular function (GO): selenium binding
Source: RefSeq, a predicted model, not a curated record